AUGACGCUAGGUGCGAUAUUUGAAGAGAACGCGGUGCGAGACGAUGAGGUGUUUCAGCUGGCCGUGUCAGACCUCAGUCUGAGCGACGACAUCCUCCACAGCGAGAAGAUCACUCAUUCCAUCAAACUCAUCGAGCCCAACAACCCUUUCCAGGCGGUGCAGGAAGCCUGUGAGCUGAUGAACCAGGGCAUCCUGGCGUUGGUCACCUCCACAGGCUGCGCCUCGGCCAGCGCCCUGCAGUCCCUGACGGACGCCAUGCACAUCCCCCACCUGUACAUCCAGAGGAACGGUGACGGCUCUCCCAGGACGGCCUGCCAGUUCAACCCCAGCCCCGGAGGGCAGCGCUACACGCUGGCAGCCCGGCCGCCCGUACGCCUCAACAAUGUGAUGCUGACGCUGGUGGAGGAGCUGCGCUGGCAGAAGUUCAUCGUCUUCUACGACGUGGAGUACGACAUCCGCGGCCUGCAGGGCUUCCUGGACCAGACGUCCCGUCAGGGUGUGGAUGUGGCGCUGCAGAGGGUGGACAGGAACAUCAGCAAGGUCUUCACCAACCUGUUCACCACCAUGAGGACUGAGGAGCUGAACCGCUACCGGGACACGCUACGCAGAGCCAUCCUCCUGCUCAGCCCACAGGGGGCGCACAUGUUCAUCCAACAGGCUGUGGAAACAAACUUGGCCUCCAAGGACAGCCACUGGGUCUUUGUGAAUGAGGAAAUCAGCGACACUGAGAUCCUGGAGCUGACCCACAGCGCUCUGGGCCGCAUGACUGUGAUCCGGCAGAUCUUCCCGCUCUGGAGGGACAGCAGCACUCGGUGCAUGAGGCAGAACCACCGGGUCUCCUCACUGCUCUGCGACCCACAGGAAGGAUACCUGCAGAACCUGGAG
This is a messenger RNA of Cyprinodon variegatus (sheepshead minnow), 885 nucleotides long. It is a transcript of the gene grid1b, whose product is annotated as glutamate receptor ionotropic, delta-1-like. The transcript has 6 exons. The record is from RefSeq and is a predicted model, not a curated record. The annotation marks the transcript as partial. NCBI's taxonomy places the organism in Eukaryota, Metazoa, Chordata, Actinopteri, Cyprinodontiformes, Cyprinodontidae.